AAUCCAGUGACUGCAUCGGGUUUUCCUCAGCGCGUGACCAAAACAGAGAGAGAGAGCGAGAGUGUGAGUGUGAGAGAGUGUUCUCGAGAGAGAGCGUUGUGAGAAAGGCUUUCUCUCACUCACGAAGGAGUUUCCCCAUCAUCAUCAUCAUCAUCAUGACGAUGAACAUAAAUGCGACGUCGUGUGCCAGUUGAAAAUUGCAUUUUCCUUCAGUUCUGUUUCAGUUUCGAGUCCGUGCAGUCGUGUUGACCGGAGUGAAAAGCGACGUGGAAAAUUUGCAAAAAAUAAAAAGUUACAAAUAACACAAAACAGAGCGAAUAGAAAUAGAGAAAAGUAAAUAUAAGCAAACAAGUGCAGUUUUGUUGGGAGAGAAGUGUGUACGGAAAGGGGAGAUUAAUCCCUCGGACCUAGCAUAGAUACCUACAUUUUUGGUGGUCCCAAAAACACGGUGUGCUGAAAACGCAGAGAAAUCCCGAAGUAUCAACAACCAUGUCGACGUUACCCUUUUUGCUGAGCGUCGCCGACGAGCUGGACAACAUACACUCACAGUCCUACAUGGAUGACUUUGGCCUGGGCUUCCAUCCGCACCGCCAGUACUAUCGCACACCCACCAUCCAGUUGUCCCUGCCCGCCAGCACCGACUGGACGGGAUCGGGUCGGGACUGGUCCCAGACAGCGGGCAACAGGCAUACUCGCUACCGCAGCUAUAAGUUCUACGAUGACUCACAGAACAAUCUGGAGGAGGAGGAGCCGCCCGUGGAGGAUCCCCAACCCAUUGAGCAGACGAAGUUGCCACAGCAGUUGGUCCAGCAGACCACCCAGACGAUAUCGGAUCCCCAGCAGCCAACGAGUGCAACUGCCACUGCCGCCACAGCUCGUAAGGGACUAGGCAUGGUCAACUCCCACUCGCAUGAUGUGGGCGUUGGUGGACUGGGCCUGAAUCUCAAAGCUGGCGAGGAUGAGGACGAUGAGAACAUCGAUCGCACGGUCCGCAUGUAUAAUUUGUCCAAGAAGUGCUGCAAGAACUACUAUCGGCACGCCUUGGAGACCGGACCCGGCGCCAGUGGCAAGGUCAAGUGCAGCAAUGCGCGCUCCGAGAGCCACAAGUCUAGCUCCAGUUCGGAGGAGAGCCUCCAGAAGAUACCCUCGCCCAUUGAGUUCCUCACCUGCUUUCUGGUGAAGAAGUCACGCACCCCCAAGGCCAAUGUGCCAGUGGGUCAGCCGCUGAAGAAGACAUAGAACACGGCCCGGCUGCUGCCAGCAGCGAUGUCCACCAGGACCUCCACCAUCAGCUCCACGGCCACCAGUGGAGCCGUGACCAAUGCAACCACGGACACGGAUACGACCACGUCGAAGCGCCGGAGCAACUGCUUCUGAAUGUUGGCCGGAGUCGGUGUCGUUUGUGGCCAGGCCUGGAGUUGGCUCCAGCGGUGCGGGGAGCUUCCCAAUUCGGAGCCCGCCUCGCUGCCCUCCACGCGUCUGGGCAGGAUCGCCUACUAGGCUCAUUCGACCGACUCCGAUUCGCAGUCAGGGGUAUAUAUAUAUUUGGCAUAUGAUUUAUUACUGGUAUAACUUUUGGCUUGUUUGAAAUUAUGGGAAAAUUUAUCGAGAAGGAUCUUGGAGGGCUAGCGAUUUGCACUGGAAAUCAACUUUGGUAAAAAACAGGGCACUUUUAAAACACAAUUCGUAUAGUAAAAUUCUCAUAAACUCUUUAAACUUAUUGUUUGAAAUGGCUUUUUUGAAAUGCUUUGUUAUAAACAUUGUACUAAAAAUUUUAAAACCCUGUUCAUCAGUGAUUUUCAGUCAAAAAAUCCCGUAGCCACAAUUUGCAAAAAAUUACAGGCCAAAAGCAAUUUGAAGCUUAAAGCGAACAUAAUAUUACCAAUAGAAUAUAAAUAAAGAUAAACUAUUAAACCAACACCGAAACAUUUUUGCAAACCAAACACACACAAUUUUUAAGAGCCAGAUUUAUACCAAAAUAAGAAGAUUCCAGGAAUUUGUUAAGCAAACAUUUUUUAUACAAUUUUUUGAUACCAAGCAAACGAUAUAACUUAUAUAUGGAUAUUAUAUUAAUACUGGGAAUGUUUGAUUAAAUCAAGAAAAGGAAAUUCUAGCUCAACCGAAACCUAUAAGCACUACCUAUUUCAUUUUAACGAGAUUAAUAAUACUUUUAGGGAGAAUUUUAUAAACCUAUUGCCAGUUUACUAAUUAAUUUAACAAUGAACAUUUUCUUUUACAUUUUGACUGACUUAAAGGUACUGGUUGAGCUCGAAACUCCUAGCAAUUUUAUAAAUGCUGUUAGCUGUUUUAAGCCAAAUAAAUUGCGGGCUAAUUUAAUGGGUCUUCUGAAACACACACAUACACACAAAAACAAGGAUACACCAAUAGCAAUGUUUCAUUUUCACGCAGACACAGUAAAGUUUAGUUUUCUCCCAUUUUUCGCAGCUAACUGAAAACUGUUGGCAAAAAAAGCGAAAAUUUCUGAAAAGCUGGGAGAACUUUUGCACAAUGUCGGCAAGUGUUUGGGCUAAAAGGGUGGAAUGGGGCCGGCAGUGGGCCCCAUAAAGAGUGAAACAUGUUUUCAAUUUCCUUUUUUCGGGGGACUGUAAACAAGUCAAUAGCAAACUACGGCUAAGGACAAACACACAGAAGACCUUGGUCCCAAUUUCAAAUUAGUAAAAAAAAAGCAAAACAGGAAAAAAUGCAACGCAAACAAGAUUUUGUAGCAGAAUUGUAAACGAAAUAAAAACACGUUGGCCGGGCUUGCGUCUAGUUGAAAGCCCGGAGCUGGCCCGGAGCUGGCCCGGAGCUGGCCCGGAGCUGGAGUACAGAUAUAGCAGAAUAAAUAUAUAUUUAUAGUUUUGUAGUCAGAUAUUCUCUUGCGUGUUCUAAAUAUAUUCUAAAUGUUGGAAAAUAAAAUAUUUCAAAUGUAUUUACAACUAAUCAAGAAGAUCAUUUUAUAUAUAUAUAUAUAUAUAUAUAUAUGGUAUAUCUAUACUAUAUGUGUAGUCACACUGUUUGCACUUUUCAGAGUUUAGAAACGAAAAACAUAUAAUACAAGUACGGAAAAUAUAUCUAUGUAUGUCUCAAAACUCAUAGCUUUAUCGCAACACAAAAUUUGAAGUCAAAACUCAGCAUCAUAUUUCUCAGAUAAUUGUAAUACCUAAGAGCUCCAAGUCGGAACCACAUAAAAGCCACAAACAAAAUGUUAAUAAAAAUUACCUAGUUGUAGUUUGGAAUAACGAUUUUUGCCAGUAGCUCUUGCAGAACUUUUAUCUAGAUGGAAAAACAUUUUAACAUUGGCCAACUCGGCCACCACUCAUCUAACCAAUGUAACCGAAGUAAUUUAGACGUUCCUCAGAACAAGAUCAUUUGCAUGGCAAUGGAAAACCUCUCGUAACUACAUACUUUAUCAACAAAGAAAACACUCAACGCAUAUCAUUCCAAUACAAUAGAUUUCAGCUAAAUCAUAUUCAACUUGAGAUUAAAUAAAUAAAUAUGCGAAAAAAUAAA
Drosophila sechellia is the source of this 3513-nucleotide messenger RNA. RefSeq lists its product as uncharacterized. The transcript has a single exon. The record is from RefSeq and is a predicted model, not a curated record. NCBI's taxonomy places the organism in Eukaryota, Metazoa, Arthropoda, Insecta, Diptera, Drosophilidae. The coding region runs from base 490 to 1239 and encodes 249 amino acids.